AUGGAGGCCGUCGCGCCCGACCUCGCGCGCAUCGACUGGACGUCCCAGGGCCACGCGCUGGUCCUCGCGUGGCUCGGGGCCAGCGCCGGCGCGGUGAUCGACGCGCUGCUCCCCGCUGAGGGCUCCAAGCUGACGUGGGACACACAGGAGGUGUUCGCGGGGCUGCUUGAACGCAGCGCCCCUGUCGAGUACGACGCGAACCGCAAGAGCGUCCUCGACGUCACGCGCGGGCUCAUGCGGCGAUGCGAGAGCGACGCGGAAGAGCCGUCGGACGCCGUGGCAGAUCUGUUCGCGCGGCUGAGCGCGUCCGCCGCCCCGAGCGGCGAGUGCUCGACGCCUUGGCGGGAGCGGACCUACUGCUUCGCGCGGACCGACGCUGACAACAACAACAACAACAACACACCCCCCCCUGAGUACCGCCUGGCAACGUCGCUGUGGGACGCCAGCGGAGGUCCGAGCGCGGACUUCGCGACCGUCACGGUGCGGUGCGUCGACGACGUCCUCGCGAACGGCACCGGGACGGCGUCGUGGGCGGCGGGGGUGUAUUUGGCGCAGUACGUCAUGCGGCACCCCGACGUGGUGCGCGGCCGCGGGGUGCUGGAGCUCGGCUGCGGCACGGGCCUCGUGGGCGUGUGCGUGCUGCACGGGGGGCCUCGGUGCGUCGUUCUGACGGACAACAACCCCAGCGCGCUGGAGAACGCGCAGCACAACGUGCGCCGGUGGCAGGAAGCGAACCCCGGGUCCCAAGCGCGGGACGUGGCGUUCGAAGAGCUAGCGUGGGGCGAGGCGGUGCCGGCGUCGAUCGCGGAGCGGGUGGCGGACGGCGGCGUCGUGCUCGCCGCGGACGUGACGUACGACGCGCACAAUCACGUGCCGUUGUCCCGGACGCUCGCAGCGCUGCUGUCAGGCGGCUGCGCGCGGGCGCUGGUUGCGAGCACGGUCAGAUGCGCGGACACGAUGGCGUCGUGGCGGGCGGCAUGCGAGGCAGCUGGGCUGCGCGUGGAGAGCGUCGCCGACAGUCGGCAGGACGCGGAGGGCGGGGUGCGGGUACUUGGUGUGGAGUGGGGGUCCGAGACGGUCGGCGCGUGGGUCGAGCUGCAGGCUGUGACGAAGCGGUAG
This is a messenger RNA of Pedinophyceae sp. YPF-701, 1119 nucleotides long. NCBI's taxonomy places the organism in Eukaryota, Viridiplantae, Chlorophyta, Pedinophyceae. The record is from the annotation of a GenBank genome assembly.